This is a messenger RNA of Cyanidioschyzon merolae strain 10D, 714 nucleotides long. RefSeq lists its product as hypothetical. Bases 1 to 714 code for a protein of 237 amino acids. The transcript has a single exon. The record is from RefSeq and is a predicted model, not a curated record. NCBI's taxonomy places the organism in Eukaryota, Rhodophyta, Bangiophyceae, Cyanidiales, Cyanidiaceae.
AUGAGCUGCAAAGGUGCAGCUUUUGGGUUCGCCACUCUAAAUGGCUUGUCAGUUCGGAGGCAUUUGUUUUGUAGGAGUUCGGCAAAUCUUCGAGUCUGCGGGAAGCUUUUUACUGGUUCACAAUAUCCACGUGCUCCAAGGUAUUUUUUGGUGCACACUGACAAGAGUGCCGGCAACACUCCAAGUACACGAGGUUGGGAGGAAUAUGCGGGAAACUUUACUUUCAGGCCUCCGCACGUUAUCGCAAGGCCCUCACAGCGCAUAGCCUACAGGAUUGGAAACGGUACACCGCUGCCUCCCAAAGCCCUCGUUCAUUUUCUCGGGGGCGCCUUCAUUGGCGCCGCGCCGCAGGUUGCGUAUCGAUGGUUUCUCGAGCAGUUGGCUUUAAAGGGCUUCGUAGUAGCCGCGACGCCGUAUCGACUUUCCUUCGAUCACCUUUGGACGAUGGAUGACGUGCUCACCAGGUUUUCAGCAGCAGCGGGAAUGCUCGCUCUAGAUUAUGAUCCUAUCCCUGUUGAUGGGAUCGGUCGCUCCUUGGGCGCUCUCCUGCACACCCUUGGAGGCAGCUUGUUUUGCAACGCGGAUGGGUACAAGGCUGCCGAUGUACUGAUUGCAUUUAAUAAUCGCCGCGCGGAAGAUGCGAUACCUUUAUUCAGAGAGCUUAUCGCGCCCGUAAUUAAGACAGUUGCCGGACUGGUGAACUCUCUGAUGUGA